Didymosphaeria variabile is the source of this 324-nucleotide messenger RNA. RefSeq lists its product as uncharacterized. Lineage: Eukaryota; Fungi; Ascomycota; Dothideomycetes; Pleosporales; Didymosphaeriaceae. The coding region runs from base 1 to 324 and encodes 107 amino acids. The transcript has 2 exons. The record is from RefSeq and is a predicted model, not a curated record.
AUGGACUGGAAACAGCGGCUUCACAGGGACGACCAACAUCUUAUUGAAGUUCUCGAAAGCCUGGUGCCGGAGCUUGAGCAGGCCCCCGGUGAUCUGGGUAGAUGCUUUCAGGUCUCUACUGAGACCCACAUGCUACCUAAAAUCAAUGAAGUGCUCGAGGAAUUGGCGAAAGAAGACCACGAACAGUUUGCGGACGGCCGUCAAGCACUUGGUGUUACCAUAGAGCCGACUACAGGCCAUGUACCGGAUCAAGGCGGUCAAGGUAUCAUCAAACAAGGAGAACAGGCUGAGGAUAAUGAAGAGAGUAGUGAUGAGGAUGACUGA